AAAAUAACCUUUGGCCUUGCUUCUUGCAGCACCCAUUCUUAUCUUUCUGCAUCUCCUCUCUCAUCCUCCUUGUUAUGACUUCUGCUACUACAUUUCUACCAUUCCAAUUACUAACCCCUAAAUGCAUUACCAUACCCUCCACAUUUGGGUACCUCCCUUUAUCUUCUAAACCCUUCAAAAUCUCUAAACUUUCAUCAUGGGUCUCUCAAAAAAACAAGACUUUAUCUCCAAAACUGUCCCAUUUUGCUCCCCAGACCUCAGAUUGGUCCCAACAGGUCACACAAGAAGGUGAACAAGAUGAAGAAGAAUCAUAUUCUGAGCCACCUGAAGAUGCAAAGAUUUUUGUGGGCAACUUGCCUUAUGAUAUUGACAGUGAGAAGCUGGCCCAGCUCUUCAGUUCUGCUGGAGUUGUUGAGAUUUCUGAGGUGAUAUAUAAUAGGGAUACAGAACAGAGUAGAGGGUUUGGGUUUGUGACAAUGAGCACAGUUGAAGAAGCUGAGAAAGCUGUGGAGAAAUUCAGUGGCUAUGAUUUAAGUGGCAGGCUUCUAACUGUAAAUAAAGCUGCACCAAGAGGUUCACAACCGGAAAGACGAGUAGUAGCGAAUGCUUUUAAAAUAUAUGUGGGUAAUCUGGCAUGGCAAGUGGAUAGUAGUCAACUUGAGCAGGCGUUUAGUGAACAUGGGAAGGUGGUUGAAGCAAGGGUUAUCUAUGAUCGUGAAACUGGUCGUUCACGUGGGUUUGGUUUUGUAACAAUGGCGAGUGAGACAGAAAUGAACGAUGCCAUUGCCGCUUUAGAUGGACAGAGUUUGGAUGGGAGGGCAAUCAAGGUUAAUGUUGCAGAGGAACGCCCAAAGCGUAGCUUCUUUUGAUUUUGAACGAGGAUAAUCGGCUUAAAGAUUGCAGAGAAGCUGCUUCCUUUUCAAUUUUUUGAAUCAUUGUAGGUUCUUUUAAGUUAAUUAGAGUCAUUGUUCUUCAAUAAUAAUCUUGUAUAUUUUUUCAAGUAUCAUAAUUUUUUUGUACUGGUGUUCACAUUCUGUGUCCUAUUUUA
Helianthus annuus (common sunflower) is the source of this 1048-nucleotide messenger RNA. Its product is annotated as 28 kDa ribonucleoprotein, chloroplastic. NCBI's taxonomy places the organism in Eukaryota, Viridiplantae, Streptophyta, Magnoliopsida, Asterales, Asteraceae. Gene Ontology annotation, molecular function: mRNA binding. The transcript has 4 exons. Bases 75 to 869 code for a protein of 264 amino acids. Gene Ontology annotation, cellular component: cytosol. The record is from RefSeq and is a predicted model, not a curated record.